This is a messenger RNA of Dromaius novaehollandiae (emu), 3351 nucleotides long. RefSeq names its product transmembrane serine protease 2 (gene TMPRSS2). Gene Ontology annotation, cellular component: membrane. The record is from RefSeq and is a predicted model, not a curated record. Gene Ontology annotation, biological process: protein autoprocessing. The transcript has 18 exons. NCBI's taxonomy places the organism in Eukaryota, Metazoa, Chordata, Aves, Casuariiformes, Dromaiidae. The coding region runs from base 728 to 2182 and encodes 484 amino acids. Gene Ontology annotation, molecular function: serine-type endopeptidase activity; protein binding.
CCCCUCGCGGCGGCGCCCGGGGCGAACAAAGCGAGCCGCCCCGCUGGCAGCGCCCUCCUCCGCGGCCCCGGCUGGAGGAAGGGGCCGGCCGCCGCGUCCCCCCGGGACACCUGCCUCUUCCCGCCGGCUGCCCCGGCCCGGCCCGGCUCAGGUAGAAGAGAGACAGGAAUUGCCCAGUGUGUGGAAAGAUCAGGAAAUGACCCAGAAUAUGUAUUGAAGUAAUACAGAAGUACAAGAAGUAUACUACUGUCAAUCUAUCUCUGGCUUCAUUGGCCAAGGCGAAAUAGCUGCAGUUACAUUAGGAUAUCUAAAGCCUUGAAGACAUAUGACAGGACUUUAAUUACAACACUCCCAAGGCAUAUGUGAGAAGAAGCUAAAAUAUUUCAAGUUAGCUGCCUGCUGUGAGGCAGUGUAUUUCACUGUAUUCAUCACUAUACUAAAACAAGAUAAAAAAAUCUUCUUUCAAAGUAUUACUUGGUCUCUAAGUCUGGGCAGAACUGCAUUUCCCAGCACUACUAUGAAGAGCUGAGUAAGAAUGGAUGCGACAUAAACCAGAAGUUCUGAAGACUUACUCACCAAUCUUGAUGCACUUACUAUUUGGCUUUUUUCCAAAGGAAAAGGGACGACAAAGCUGGACAAAGCUUUUGAUUGUGAUCACUUUCUGUGUAUAGGCUGACACUUCAUUUCUGAACACUUGAAUUGUUUCAGCAUUGCUGACAAAGGAAAGAUGACCUCUACUGUAGGGCUACCCCCAUACUAUGAAAAUCGUGGCUUUCAGCCAGAAAACUUUCACUCUGCCAGGCAACCAGUAGAUGCUAACGCAUAUCCACAGUACCUCUCUACAAAUGCUCUGUCAGUGCCAAACUAUGUCCCAAGAGUUGCUACAUGUCAGUCGAAUAGGCCGGCGGCACGUUCAUCCAGGAUACCCUGUGCAUCAAAUGUAAAGAAAACCAUAAUCAUUAUCUUAUCCAUUUUAAUAGUCAUAUGUUGUGUAAUUGCUGGUUUCUUCAUUUGGUAUUUUGUAGAGAAUCGCUGUCUUGGCUCCUUAAUAGAGUGCGGCUCUUCAGGAACAUGUAUACUGCCCUCCCAGUGGUGUGACGGGGUGAUCGACUGCCCUAACAGCGAAGACGAAAACCGGUGUGUUAGACUUUCUGGACCAGAUUUUACCCUGGAAGUUUAUUCACCUGUCAACAACUCCUGGUAUCCUGUUUGUCAGGAUGGCUGGAAUGAUGAUUAUGGAAAGAUAGCAUGUGAAGACAUGGGUUACAGUGCAGAUACAUAUUACUAUAGCCAAGGAGUAGCAGCUGAAGUUGGCAUUAAAACCUUUAUGAAGCUGAAUACAAGUGCUGGGAAUAUAGACUUGUACAGAAAGCUCUAUGCCAGUGACUCCUGUGUCUCAGGAAACGUGGUUUCUCUGCACUGCAUAAAGUGCGGCCUGUCCACUAAAACCGUGAGUGCUAUGAGCAGAAUCGUGGGCGGAAGCGCUGCAUCGCUGGGCCAGUGGCCGUGGCAGGUCAGCCUCCAUGUGCAGGGCGUCCACGUCUGCGGCGGCUCCAUCAUCACCCCCGAGUGGAUAGUGACCGCCGCUCACUGCGUGGAAGGGCGAUAUUCUGACCCAUACAGCUGGACAGUUUAUGCUGGGAUCCUGAAUCAGAAAGACAUGAUCUCCACAGCUGGACACGGACUGCAACAAAUCAUCUCCCACCCAGAUUAUGAUUCAGAUUCUAAAGACAACGAUAUUGCCCUUAUGAAGUUAGAGGCACCACUAACUUUUACUGACAAUAUAAGGCCAGUUUGUCUGCCCAGCUCAGGAAUGGUGUUCAAUGCCGAUGAGCAGUGCUGGAUAUCUGGGUGGGGAGCAGAGUACCAAGGAGGUAAAACAUCAGAUGCCUUGAAUUAUGCUAUGGUACCCUUAAUAGAACGUUCUACAUGUAAUUCUGUCUCUAUCUAUAGUGGCAUGGUUUUGCCUACAAUGAUCUGUGCUGGAUAUCUAGCAGGAGGAAUUGAUUCCUGUCAGGGCGACAGCGGAGGUCCUUUAGUAACUAAUAAAGACUCUGUGUGGUGGUUGGUCGGAGAUACCAGCUGGGGAACUGGCUGUGCUAGUCCCAAUAGACCUGGAGUUUAUGGGAAUAUGACUGUGUUUACAGACUGGAUUUAUAAAAAUAUGCAGGCAAACAGAUGACAACACUCUCUGUCCUUCUUGCUGAUCAAUGUUUCUGAGAUCAAGACUAAAUGAAGCCAUGGGUGCCUGGGAUAUUUAUUCACCUUACAAAUGAUUUUUCUCUUUGAAUUUGUUUUUAAAAAGUAACGUGAAGGAUCGCACACUCGGUUCUGUGCUGGCUACAGGGACUGAUCUAAUCAAUGAAGAAUUAUCACAAUAAGCACCUUUCUCCUUAAUGUGGUGCCUGGCAGAAAGUAGUUCUGCUGGGAGAAAGCAGAACGUCAGCUGCUUACUCUGUUUAAGUAACUUUCACUUGACAAUCAGGUACAUGUUCAUAAUGACAAUCUUGAUCACAAUUUAACUUAAGAUUUUUGUAGCAGGCUGUUGAGACAGUUGGUUUAGUAGUGUUUUAAAUUAAGUGAUGUGAACGUAGAAUCUCUGAGCUGCUGGUUGGCAAUUUAAGGAAAAAAAGUGAACUUUUUUGGUAUAUAUGAAGGGAAGCUUUCAUGCACUACAGUAGAGACACAGAAGAAAUACUGUAUAUUUAGCUUGUUAAAAAUCCUCAGGAUCUUGACAGUUGUCGUCCAAGUCAGAUUGUUGAAAGUGCGAUCCAUCUGACCACCUCAGUAAUUCAGAGUGCUGUUCUGCCUUAAGCCACUGUGAAUCCCCCAAGGGCAAGACCUGCCGUUGCUCUGAGCUGUAACAGGGACCAGUGAAUUCAGGGUCCUGCUGAUGAGGUCUGUGACUGCACGUGUCAGAGCAUGACUCCCGAAAGGCAAAGUUUGUUCAGUGAGGCUGUGUUGCAAGCUAUAGACCUCUGGUUGCAGCUGUGCAUACAGAGACUGGAUGUUAUAUGCAGAGAACACAGUCUGUGUCUGCCUAACCAGGUGACUACCUCAUUUCUUAAAUUUGGUUUUUAAUUCCUUAAAACUCUCCUUUAUGCAUCUGCAUGUAUGUUUUUAGUAAAAUGUAUUAAGUAUCAGAGCACCACCUCAGCUAGGAUUUUAAAAAAUAGUUUAUAAUCAUAGUACAGAGGAUCAAAAAGCCAUAACAAGUCAUUUUUGAUAAGAAGGAUGCAUCUUUUGAGUGAAAUGACUCUACUAGUCUUGUUUUCUCUAUUGGUACUGAAACGCAAUUGUCUUGCAUGCAAACACUGCACCAAAUAAAUUUGUUUUUGUUUUUUACAAAUA